This is a messenger RNA of Marmota flaviventris (yellow-bellied marmot), 1275 nucleotides long. The record is from RefSeq and is a predicted model, not a curated record. NCBI's taxonomy places the organism in Eukaryota, Metazoa, Chordata, Mammalia, Rodentia, Sciuridae.
GCGGUUAGCUCUGACUUCCCGCCAAGAAGGAUACCAAUGGAUAUUAUAAAGGGAAACCUAGAUGGGAUUUCAAAACCAGCCUCAAAUUCAAGAACACGUCCUGGGAGCAGAAGUUCAAAUGCAAGUUCUCUGGAGGUGCUCUCACCAGAACCAGGUUCCUUCAAGGUUGAUACUGUAAGCACAUUGAAUUCUGGUAAGGAGGACCACUCAGAAAGCAGUAAUACAGAGGAAGGAAGAUAUAAUAAUGAUGAUAAAGGGGCAAACUCUGAGAAAAUAAAACUGGCUAAACAGGGGCCAGUUGAAGAUCUGGACUUGAUUCAACAUCAGAUGACCCCUGAAUGUUCAGAUGAAACCAAAUUAAAAGAAGUAGACUCUCAACUUCAAGGUGCUAUUUAUAAAAUGAACAGACUUGAUAAAAUAUUGGCAAAAAAACAAUACAGAGAAAAAGAAAUUAAGAAGCAAGGUCUAGAAAUGAGAAUAAAGUUGUGGGAAGAACUUAAGUCUGCAAAAAAUAGUGAAGCUUUGCAAAGUAAUGAGGAGAUGGAAAAUACAAAGAAAUUUUUAUCUUUGACUGCUGCAUCUGAAGAAACUAUUGAUCUUUCUCAUCGUGAGGAUGAAGAUACCUUUUUCCCAGUGUUUCACACUCAGAUAUCUCCAGAAGAAUAUGAAAACCAUAUGCAAAAUGCCAAUCAAGAUUUUACCUAUGAUGUGGAAAGAAAUGAGUCAUUGAUCAAAGCAGAAAAGAAACCUUUCUCAAAUACAGAAAAAUUUGAGCUCAGGGGUAAACACAACCACGAUUUUGUUAAGCGAAACAUUGAGUUGGCUAAGAAUUCAAGAAACCCAGUGGUUAUGAUUGACAGAGAGAAGCAAAGACUGGCUGAACUUUUGAAGGACUUAGAUGAUGGAGAUUCGGGACUGUCCAGUUCUGAGGGUGAUCAGUCUGGUUGGCUGGUCCCAGGAGAAGGAUACACAUUUGCAGCCACCCAGCAUCAGCAGCUUGCUGAAAUUCAUACAAAACUCCAAGAACUAGCUGCAGUCCGCCCAAUAAUUCCCAGCUUUUCUCCAAGACUUGAAAAUCAGAAUGAUCAGGAACAUGACCUUCAUGAUGAAAAAAAUACAGAAAUAACUCCAGGAGAAAGAGUCCUGCAGAAAAACAAAGAGGAACGGGAUCAGCAAAAUCGACUGAGAGAGAUAGAUGAAAAGCUGAGAAAGAUCAAGGAAAAUGUGGUAAGUCUUUUUUAUUUAAAGUUUAAUUGUAACCAGUGUUUGUACUAA